Oncorhynchus tshawytscha (Chinook salmon) is the source of this 2268-nucleotide messenger RNA. Its product is annotated as potassium voltage-gated channel subfamily H member 8-like. Gene Ontology annotation, cellular component: membrane. Gene Ontology annotation, biological process: potassium ion transmembrane transport; regulation of membrane potential. Gene Ontology annotation, molecular function: voltage-gated potassium channel activity. The record is from RefSeq and is a predicted model, not a curated record. The transcript is spliced from 13 exons. NCBI's taxonomy places the organism in Eukaryota, Metazoa, Chordata, Actinopteri, Salmoniformes, Salmonidae. The coding region runs from base 1 to 2268 and encodes 755 amino acids.
AUGUAUGCCAGAGUUGACAUGGGUUUGAAACCUGCCCACUCCCCCUCCCCGUCUUUUAACAGUAAUGUGUUUGGGGACCCCCCUGCUCUGCCGGAGUACAAGGUUGCGGACGCCAAGAAGUCCAAGUUCAUCCUGCUACACUUCAGCACCUUCAAGGCAGGCUGGGAUUGGCUGAUCCUGCUGGCCACCUUCUACGUUGCCGUGACAGUGCCCUACAAUGUCUGCUUCAUCGGUGACGAUGACCUCACCAGGAGCACUUCAGUCAGCGACGUUGCCGUGGAGAUACUCUUUAUUAUAGACAUUGUGUUCAGCUUCCGUACCACGUACGUGAGUAAGUCUGGUCAGGUGAUCUUCAACGCGCGGUUGAUCUGCAUCCACUACAUGACUACAUGGUUCAUCAUCGACCUGGUCGCCGCGCUGCCCUUUGACCUCCUCUACGCCUUUAAAGUCAGCGUGGUAUCAGUAGUCCACCUGUUGAAGACAGUGCGUCUGCUCCGGCUGCUGCGUCUGCUCCAGAAGAUGGACCGGUACUCCCAGCACAGCACUGUGGUGCUCACCCUGCUCAUGUCCAUGUUCGCCCUGCUGGCCCACUGGAUGGCCUGCAUCUGGUACGUCAUCGGCAAGAAGGAGAUGGAGGCAAACGCCUACUCCUGGGACAUCGGUUGGCUUCAUGAGUUAGGGAAGCGUCUGGAGUCUCCCUAUGACCCCUUGGGGGAAGUGAACGGGACGGGGCUGAGCGGCCCCUCUCUGAGGAGUGUCUACAUCGCUUCUCUCUACUUCACCCUGUCCAGUCUGACCAGUGUGGGCUUCGGCAACGUGUCGGCCAACACCGACGCUGAGAAGAUCUUCUCUAUCUGCACAAUGCUCAUCGGAGCGUUGAUGCACGCCCUGGUGUUUGGUAAUGUGACAGCCAUUAUUCAGAGGAUGUACUCUCGCUGGUCCCAGUACCACACCCGCACCAAGGACCUGAAGGACUUCAUCCGGGUCCACCACCUGCCCCAGGGCCUCAAACAGCGCAUGCUGGAGUACUUCCAGACCACAUGGUCUGUCAACAACGGCAUUGACUCCAACGAGCUGCUGAAGGACUUCCCAGACGAGCUGCGCUCCGACAUCACCAUGCACUUGAACAAGGAGAUCCUGGAGCUGUCACUGUUUGCCUCGGCCAGCAGGGGGUGCCUGCGCUCCCUGUCCCUGCACAUCAAGACCACGUUCUGUGCCCCUGGGGAGUACCUGCUGCGCCAGGGGGAUGCCCUGCAGGCCAUCUUCUUCGUCUGCUCUGGGUCCAUGGAGGUGCUGAAGGACGGCAUGGUGCUGGCUAUACUGGGUAAGGGUGACCUGAUCGGGGCCAACAUGUCUAUAGAUGACCGGGUGAUAAAGACCAACGCAGAUGUGAAGGCCCUAACCUACUGUGACCUGCAGUGUAUCAACCUGAGUGGUCUAUACGAGGUACUGGACCUCUACCCAGAGUACACCAGCCGCUUUGUCCAGGACAUCCAGCUGGAUCUCACAUACAACCUGAGAGAGGGACACGAGUGCCAUGUUAUGUCCAGAUUGUCCACCAAACCUUUGGACACACAGUCAGAGGGGAGAGGCAACGGACGAGUGAUCCAGUGCUAUCCAUCCAUCAUCGAGAACCAGGUGCAGAAGGAAGAGGAUGAGGAAGAUGAGCUGGUGUCUGUGUCUCCGGAAUCGGAGCGGAACAUUGUUCUGUACCCCAGAGUGGUGUCAUCUGGGAAGUCUCCACUAGGUAGAGCCGAGAUGGAGAGAGAGUUGCACAGUGGCAGAGAAGUAACACACCAGAACACUAGGAAACUGAGGAAGAAGAUCAAGAUCCACCAGACAGCUCUCACCACGCUAGACCCCUCCAACCUCAGCCCUAGGGUUGUGGACGGUACAGAAGACAGUGAAGGUACAGAGACGUCUCCACUGUUCUCCUUCUCUCCUAGUCGAGCCUGUCCAGUCAGCGGUCCAGGGAGCGCACCAGCCACAUCUACAGAUAUUCUCCAGAUCAGCACAGCAGAGUCAGCAGCUAAAGCUGAGGAGACCUGGGGACAACUACGACACCUAGACCAGGAGGUGAGUUCUCUGGGGAAGGAGGUGACAGAGCUGGGCCGAGUAAUGAGGAGUAUGGCUCAACUGAUGGAGUCCUUCUUCUCCGGACCCCAACCCCUCUAUCCUGCACACUGCGUACCUGGACACCAUGCAUACCUGUCCCGCACUGCGCCCCCACCCCACACCGCCCCCACAGUCCUACCCCUCUCAGACUGA